Molecule: messenger RNA, 5001 nt
Organism: Camellia sinensis
Lineage: Eukaryota; Viridiplantae; Streptophyta; Magnoliopsida; Ericales; Theaceae
Source: RefSeq, a predicted model, not a curated record
CACAAACACCUAUUUUGGGCUAUUAUGAGCUAAAAAUGAGUGAAUUGUGUAGAGUUGUUCUUUAUUCAUCUUAUUUAGUGUGGACAAGUGUGAACUAGGUGAAUGCCUAUAUAUAUACACAGAAUGUAGGCUAUUUUAGACCCAAUAAAGUAAAUGAUCUGUUUAUAUACACACUUGCUCAUAUAUAGAUGUAUGUAUUUCCUUUAGUUUUUAAAUCAGAUUUGGUGAUUGCAGCCGUUUAAAUGUACUGGGUAUGGUUUGUUUUGGGGGGGAUUGUGUACCUGACCCUUUUUUGUGGCUUCGGCUUGUAGUUUAUGCAACAAAAUUACUUUGAAAAGCUGAAAAAAUGUUGAUUGUCCUGAAUGUGGGGGAUGGGUGUUUUUAGAUCUGUUUAUAGAUUAUCAGGUUUUAGUUGAGAAUAGGUUUGCAGAAAGCAGUUUGUAAUUUUAGGUCAGAUAUAGCACUCCUAUACUUUGGAUCAUCAUAGGUAUUAUUACAUAUGUAUUUUUGAGUCCCUUACUUUUGCCCCGACUUGACAGUUUGGGAGUCAAUGUAAUUAUGCCAAAAUUGUUGGCUUUUUUUAGUGUAUUUUUUUCAAAUCUGAGGGGAGGUCAGUAUAAUUUACCCUUAAUUUUACAUGCAAUGCUUCUCCUUGACCAUGGAAGUAUGUGAUUGAGGGUGAGCAUGGGUGAUUGGAGUAGAGAGAGUGGUUGUGUGGUUAACAACCGGUCCUUUUGCAUUUAUUUUGUUAUGGUUAAUUAUUUGAGGUUACAAGGGAAAAGGGUAGUAUUUUGUUUAUGCAUAUGUGGUUGUAUAAAUUGAUUGAAGGAGUGCUUUUGACAUGUUCAUCUUCCUGGUUUUGAUAUGCCUUGUAACGCUGUGUUUGGUUGGAGGAUUUGGGGAGGGAUUCGGAAAGAGAAAGGGAAAAGGUGUGUAAAAUCAGGUGAAAUGUAGGUAUAUUUUAUUCACAUUUCACCUACUUUUUUUAUUUUUUUUCUAAAUCCCUCUGCAAAUCCCCCAACCAAACAUAGUGUAACAGAAUCUUGGACUUUAUAACAAAGGAAGGACAAUAUGAGGCUUUUUGCAUUAUUCUGACUAGUAACAAGACUUGACUGUGUUCUUAGUAUUUAUGACUCUUACUGCAAGUAUUGCAAAAAAAAAAAAAAAAAGGAAAAAGAAAAAGAAAAAAAAAAGUGGUGUAUUGAGGAUUUUGAGCUUGAAUACUUUGUAAAAAGUUGACUGUGUUUCUUGGAAAAUUGUGAACUGCUUCAUUUUCCCCUAUAUGGUUUUUGGUUACAAAUUGUGUCUUACCUUCGACAAAUUGGUGACUUGUUUAGAUAAUCCCCCUGUUAUGAAAAGUUAGCUGUCCUUUUAGGGGUCCGGUAACUAAUAUGAUUAGAGCAACUUCUCAUGUAAUUUUGCAUGGCUAAAUAUAUGGUAAGAGUAAGUUCCUAUAAGAAGAAUGAAACAUAACGGCUAGCCUUGCGAGUGCAAUAUAUGUGCAUGCCAUGCUAAGCUAAUCUUCACCAGUCAUAAAAUACGCCUUGUGUAUGCAAAUGCAUAUUUGCAAAAGAGGCAUAGUCAGUUCAAUACAAUUAAGGCCAAGACAAGUAAAAACUGUUUGCAUACUACGUGUAAAAAGGUGGCCCAACAUCCUCAAUUUCAAGCAAUUCUAAGUCGGAAAAUUUAUAAACAAGUUUAGCACACAUAUUCUUACCAAAAAAAUAAAAAUAAAAAAAUCAUAAUUCGAUGGAAAGCACCUCAAUAUGAACUUUUAACAUCUGACAUACAACUUUUAAUGCCUUCACGGUUUAGGUACGGACACACAAUGGUGCAAAUCUGUCUAAGGUGUCUUUAGGAACUUUUUACUUUUCUUUCUGGUUAAGUAUCUUUUGGUAUUUCACCUUCAUUAUUAUUAGGUUCCAUGGGAAAAGAGUCAUAAUGGUUGAACUAGCUGAGAAAUCUCUCGCCAUUGGAAGUAUACUCCACAACUAGAUCAAGUGUCAGUAACUUAUGGUGAUAGAAGCAACUGUCGUGUGCUUUUUAUCUACUAUAAGUGAGUCAGUCAAGAUUUUGCUUGCUUAUUUAAUGAAUGGAGAUCUUGGCAUUCGACUGUUUGGAAUUUACAUUUUUGCACAGCUGAUUGUAAAUUUUCUGAUAGUGUUGCUUUACUUUUUCUCAUUAUUCUUCAAAUGGGUUGACUCCUUACUGCACAUUUGUUGAAAGGCAAGAUAUACCUUUCCGUGUUUUCUUUGGCUAGUGUUAAAGCAUCAUAUAAUUUUCAUAUUGAUCUGUCCUUUGACACUACUUCAAUUAUUCCUUUGUUGGCUGACCAUCAUGUAAUUUUAAUAUGAUUGAAGUUUCCAUUGGGGUUGACAGUGUGGUACAACUCUGUUUAGUCAUAUUAGUGAUGGAUCUGCAUUCAUAAAUUAUUUGGAUCUCAAACUAAUUAGACUUGGUAAUCAAUCAGAUAAUAAGUUCCCAACUGUUCUCUAUAAAAUAGAAUUAUUGAUAUGGAUGAUAAGUUCAAUUGGAUAGUUUGGAGAGGCAAUUGGAUAGUUUCUUCAUCCAAUGUGGCCUUGACUAUAUGGAAUGCACACUUGGGGGGUUGGGGCUUAUUCCAUGUUGGUCUUCUUUGUGUGGAAUGCAGUACAUGAGAAGAUUCUUACGAUUUUUAUCCAAUUAGGGGGAGUCAGGUUUAUAUGUUAAUUGGUGCUGCCUUUAUAAGUGUGAUGGUGAAUCAGUUUCUCAUUUGCUUAUCAAUUGCAAUGUGGCUAUGACAGCUAAUUUUGGCGUUGUCUGAGAUGGAGUGGGUGUUUCAAAGAGAUGUGAUGGGGGUCAUGCUUGGGUAGUGUGGGAGGAAAGAUGAGGAAACAAAGAUGGAAUGUACAUCUAGCUCCUUUGUGUUUGACGUGGCUUUUAUGGUGGGAGCGAAAUAGGGCAUUUCAAGUGAAGACCCAAACAAACGGAGAUCUUCCAGAAGUAAAGUUUUUAAAGAUAGUGACAGGAGUUCAAACUGCAAGUUCCGUACUUUAAAAGUUGUGUUGGUCGUUAUUGUUUUGGGAACAUUUUUUAUGCUUCUCCACUCUCCAGCAGUUUAUAACACCGAACAUAUACCCAAUUGUGGAUCUAGCACAACUUUUGUCGACCGGUGGACAAGCAAGACAUCUGCUGUAGAUAAACAUUAUAUAUCAAAUUUGGAUGUUAACUGGGACCAUAUCACUGAAGUAAUUGAGAAACUGACUAACAUAAAUGAGUAUCAGGGUAUAGGUCUGUUAAAUUUCAAUGGCAGUGAAACUGAUCAGUGGAAUCAGCUCAUCCCUGAUGCAGAGCAUGUUGUUUUGCAACUGGACCAUGUCUCGAACAACAUCACUUGGGAGUCCCUUUUCCCUGAAUGGAUUGAUGAGGAAGAGGAAUUUGAGGUUCCCAGUUGUCCUACUCUACCCAAACUUCAGGUCACUGUAAAACCACGGAUCGAUCUCAUUGCUGUCAAACUUCCCUGCAACAAGUUGGGGAAGUGGUCAAGAGACGUGGCUCGUCUGCACUUGCAACUUGCAGCUGCAAAGCUUGCUGCCGCUGCUAAAGGGUAUUAUCCGGUGCAUGUAAUUUUGGUGACGGAUUGUUUCCCAAUUCCAAAUCUUUUCACCUGCAAAGAACUUGUUGUGCGUGAAGGCAAUGUGUGGUUGUACGAGCCCAACCUUAAUCUAUUGAGGGAAAAGCUUCAGCUGCCAGUUGGGUCGUGUGAGCUGGCAGUUCCUCUCAUGGCUAAAGAGAACUGGUACUCAGGAAAUGCGCGGCGAGAAGCAUAUGCAACCAUCCUACACUCAGCACAUGUAUAUGUAUGUGGCGCCAUUGCUGCAGCUCAGAGUAUCCGCAUGGCAGGUUCAACGCGCGAUCUUGUAAUACUCGUUGAUAAAACAAUCAGCGAGUAUCACAGGGGGGGCCUAGAGGCUGCAGGGUGGAAAAUCCGUACCAUUGAAAGAAUCAGGAACCCAAAAGCUGAACGAGACGCCUACAACGAAUGGAACUACAGCAAAUUCCGCCUCUGGCAAUUGACAGAUUAUGACAAGAUCAUAUUCAUCGAUGCUGACCUGCUUAUACUUCGGAAUAUUGAUUUCCUGUUUGAAAUGCCUGAAAUUACCGCUACGGGAAACAAUGGAUCGCUGUUUAAUUCGGGUGUGAUGGUUGUUGAACCAUCAAAUUGUACGUUCCAGCUUCUGAUGGAUCACAUCAAUGAGAUCGAGUCAUACAAUGGCGGUGACCAGGGGUACCUGAAUGAGAUCUUCACAUGGUGGCAUCGGAUUCCAAAGCAAAUGAACUUUUUGAAGCACUUUUGGGAAGGCGAUGAGGACGAUAAGAAAGAAUUGAAAACACGUCUCUUCGGAGCCGAUCCUCCAGUCCUUUACGUCCUCCAUUAUUUGGGUUUGAAACCAUGGCUAUGUUUCCGGGACUAUGACUGUAACUGGAACGUGGACAUAUUGCACGAGUUUGCAAGCAAUGUUGCGCAUAAGAGGUGGUGGAAGGUUCACGAUGCUAUGCCAGAGAACUUGCACAAGUACUGCUUGCUUAGGUCUAAGCAAAAGGCAGCAUUGGAGUGGGACCGGAGGCAAGCAGAGAAAGGAAAUUACACAGACGGGCAUUGGAAGAUCAAGAUUCAAGACCCGCGUUUGCAGACUUGUUUCGAGGAUUUUUGCUUCUGGGAAAGCAUGUUAUGGCAUUGGGGUGAAACGAAUUGGACAGAUAACGCAACCGCUAGCCCAUCGCCUCCUGUGAUCAAAUCAGCUUCUCUCUCUUCUUUGUGAUAUGUGAUUUUUUUUCUUUCAUACUCCUAACUUUUUCAUCAAUAGAUUCCAACACCAUAGCAAUGGAGAAGUGUAUUUUCUUACUAUUUUUAGAAUCUUUAGUUAUUUUUGUUAAAACAAUGUCCCACUAGUGAAACAGUUUAUGCUUGUAAAGCUACACAAAGCUUGGUUCUAUGAAACUCACUUUCUGUCACCCUCA